CCGUGCGUAUUUGACAAACGCAACGCGGAAAUUACGCAGAUGUAAUGCGUUUGUUGUAAGCGGCCCAAGAGGAACGUGUGUAGCGUGCGAGAUUGUUUUGGCCUCUCGUCCUUCACCAUGAUCAUCCCCAUCCGCUGCUUCACUUGUGGGAAGAUUGUAGGGAACAAAUGGGAGGCGUAUUUAGGUCUUCUUCAAGCGGAGUAUACAGAAGGUGAUGCUCUUGACGCUCUGGGUUUGAAGAGAUACUGCUGUCGCCGGAUGCUUCUGGCUCACGUGGAUCUCAUUGAGAAGCUGUUGAAUUAUGCACCGCUGGAGAAGUGAGGAGCUUUCUGUGCAACUGAAGAUGCACAUCCCACUCAACCUCAUAUUUUCAAAGACUUGAUCCUAAUGGAAGAGAUACGGGCAUGGAAAUGGCUGGUUCAUUAGACUAUAUCUGAAGCAAGCUUAUGAUGUUGAAUUUUUGUUUAUUAGCAUUUUGUUA
Sinocyclocheilus anshuiensis is the source of this 481-nucleotide messenger RNA. RefSeq names its product RNA polymerase II, I and III subunit L. Gene Ontology annotation, molecular function: zinc ion binding; DNA binding. Bases 118 to 321 code for a protein of 67 amino acids. NCBI's taxonomy places the organism in Eukaryota, Metazoa, Chordata, Actinopteri, Cypriniformes, Cyprinidae. The record is from RefSeq and is a predicted model, not a curated record. Gene Ontology annotation, biological process: transcription by RNA polymerase I; tRNA transcription by RNA polymerase III; transcription by RNA polymerase II. Gene Ontology annotation, cellular component: RNA polymerase I complex; RNA polymerase II, core complex; RNA polymerase III complex. The transcript has 3 exons.